Protopolystoma xenopodis is the source of this 291-nucleotide messenger RNA. Lineage: Eukaryota; Metazoa; Platyhelminthes; Monogenea; Polystomatidea; Polystomatidae. The record is from the annotation of a GenBank genome assembly.
AUGUCUGAGUGGCGGCCAGCCUCUCUGGAAUGGAAGCGAAUUGGGAAAGGUCAAAUUUGUCUUGUUGGCCAACCCAUCUUGAAGACCUUCGAGGCUUCGGGUUCCAAGCUCGAGUCCCGCCGGGUCUAUUCUCUGCUUUUGGGGAUCUUUUUUUGGACGGAGACUAUCUUGAACGAGACCCUGGCGAGGAGGAAAAUGCAGCCUAGUCCAGCCAGAAUGGAACGGUUCUGUGAAGCAUCAGCAACUGAUGUGACCCAAUUUGACUGGAACUCUUUCCUAAAGGCUGGUUGA